AUGAAGUUCAACGUCCUCGGCUCGUCAAGUACCCCUUCCGCCGAGCUGCCGGCCGACCACCCGCCCGUGGCCGGUUCGGCGGCCAAGUGCCCCGUCGACCACAGCAAGAUGGGCAAGAUGGCGCCUCCCCCGCCGCCAGUCGACUCGGCGCCGGCAAAGUGCCCCGUCGACCACGAGGCGAUGCGUGCCAAGGCGGCUGCGGCGAAGGACGAGGGAGCCAAGUGUCCCAUCGACCACUCUGGCGCCAGCAGCAACAUGUUCGGCGCUGCUGUCGGAGCUCCUGGAGCGCUGGACCCGAAGAACAACAUGCCCGUCGGACUGAGUGCGACGGAGCGCGCGCCCGGACAGCGCCUCCACCUCCCCACUGAGAAGACGCUGAGCUCCAUCCCCCGCCCGAAGGAGCAGGACCAGGCCGGCUCCGGCGUGUGGGAGUACCCCUCGCCGCAGCAGUUCUACAACGCGCUCGUGCGUAAGGGAUGGGAGACGCCGGAGGAGAGCAUUGAGGACGUCGUCGACAUUCACAACUGGAUCAACGAGGGCGCCUGGGACGAGGUCAUGAAGUGGGAGAAGCGUCUGCCUGGAGGCACUGACGCGCAGCUCGCGCGCUUCCAGGGCCGACCCGGCGAUCUCUCCCCGAAAGCGCGCAUCCACCUGUUCAUGUCCAAGUUGUUCCCCGAGUCCUACUCGUCCGAGCCGCCCUUUGACCGACACGACUGGAUCGUCACGCGCCCCGUGCUCGGCAGCGACGGCAAGCCGCUGCGUGACGGCGAGGGCAGGCGCGUGGAGACGGAGCAGCGCUACGUCAUCGACUACUACUCGGGCGGCCUGGACCCAAACGGCUUCCCCAUCUUCUCGCUCGACGUGCGUCCGGCGCUCGACAACUUUACGGCGCUCAGCGAGCGCGUCAAGAUGGCCGUGGACGAGUGGAAGAACGGCCAGAACGGACAGCAGUAG
Messenger RNA from Trichosporon asahii var. asahii CBS 2479, 954 nucleotides. RefSeq names its product pyruvate carboxylase isoform, Pyc1p. The transcript is spliced from 2 exons. Gene Ontology annotation, molecular function: holocytochrome-c synthase activity. NCBI's taxonomy places the organism in Eukaryota, Fungi, Basidiomycota, Tremellomycetes, Trichosporonales, Trichosporonaceae. Gene Ontology annotation, biological process: cytochrome c-heme linkage. Gene Ontology annotation, cellular component: mitochondrion. The record is from RefSeq and is a predicted model, not a curated record. The coding region runs from base 1 to 954 and encodes 317 amino acids.